GUGACUAUCAAAUAGCAAUGUGAAUUGAGUGCUAGAAGAAAGAUUGACAAACUAUCAUGAAAUCUAGUAAGAGGAUCAAUCAAAGUGAAAAUCAAGUGAUGCGUGUGAAUCGAAUGAGUCAAGUAAAUGGUGAGGAUCCAUAGGAUCAAAUGAGUUGUGAAUGUAGAGUGUCUAUGAAUCAUAGAUAUGUGUCCAAUGUAUGUGUCAUAGUUAUGAAUCAUACCCACAAUAUGAGUGAUAUCCUACUAGUACAGUCAGCACCACAUCAGUGCCAGCAGGAGGUACCAUCCAUCAGAGCAACUAGGAACAUUCAUUACCCCAUAUUUGUGCCCUGUCCAACCUAGUAGUGCCUCCUCUUUUUGUUCACAGCAGCAGGUUCUUAAAUAUUAUUGAGAUUUUUUAAAUUUUCACUGRUGCCCUCCUCGUUCUUGUUGUUCUUCUACUAGUAGUAGUACUAGUAGUCACAAUAAUCUGGUGGUGGUGGUUUGAGUGGAAAUAUGCAAAAUAUUUGAAACAGUGAUGGAUCCAACAGAAACAGUGACUGCUAUUUGAGAAUGUUGUACUAUUACUACUACUACUAGUAUUGCAACUGCUACUACUAGUAGUAGCAGAAGCACGAGAAAGGUAGUAGAUUCUGUUUCAGACAAAAACUAUCGUACGGAAUAUAUGACAACAAGCGAGAGAACACGUCUCAUACUUUGGAGUCAACAUUGUUUUCUGCGAUGUUGAAAUUAAUCAUGGAUUCCGUUUGAAGAAUUUUUUAUAUUUCAGUUGUAUUUUAGGAUGGAAUCCAAAAUUGAAUCACGUAUCACGACAAGAUUCCGGAUCUUUGGACUGCCAUCGUCGUCGGGUGGACAGUCGUCACACGAUGAAAAUUCACGAGGACAACGGAGAAAAACAUCGACAACAACGUCCUUGACUGGGCGCUUGGUAGAAGUACAGUAAUGUGAAAUAGAAUCGCGAAGACCGAACUCCCCGCUCUUUUCUUCGAACUUCGUCUUGCACCAAACCGUUCACAACUGCAAAAGAAAGAAUUCUCAGACAGCAACAACCAUGGCCGAAUCCAAACCCAAACUAGUCCUUGCCUACUCCGGUGGUCUCGACACCUCUGUCAUUCUAAAGUGGUUGUGCGAGAAGGGAUUUGAUGUCAUCGCCUUCUGCGCCAACGUCGGACAAUUCGAGGAAGAUUUUUCCGCCGUCGAAGCCAAGGCACUCGCUGUCGGUGCCAGCAAGUGCGUCAUCACCGACUUGCGAAAGGAAUUCGUAACCGAUUAUGUCUUUGACUGCAUCAAAUCGAAUGCCAUCUACGAAGGUCGAUACCUUCUCGGUACCUCGAUCGCCCGACCCUGCAUCUCCAAGGAAAUGAUCCGAAUCGCCAACGAAGAAGGCGCUACGUACAUUGCCCACGGAGCCACCGGAAAGGGAAACGAUCAGGUCCGUUUCGAGAUGUGUGCCCAAGCUCUUUCCCCUACCAUCAAAUGCAUUGCCCCAUGGCGCGAUGCCGAAUUCAUCGAAUCCUUCAAGGGACGAAAGGAUUUGUUGGCCUACUGCGAAAAACACUCCAUCCCCGUCGAUGCCAAGCCCAAGUCGAACUACUCGAUCGACGAGAAUCUUUUCCACACCUCCUACGAAUCUGGAUGUCUCGAGGACGCCGCGUGUGGUCCCGAAGAAUCCAUGUUCAAGAUGACCGUUUCGCCACAAGCCGCCCCCGAGACCGGGGAAAUCGUUGUCAUUGAAUUCGACAAGGGAAUCCCGGUCAAGAUCACCAACAAGUCGGACGGAACCGUCAAGACCGAUCCCCUCGAUAUUUUCUUGUACUGCAACAUGAUCGCCGGAAAGCACGGAAUUGGCCGCAUCGACAUUGUYGAAAACCGAUUCGUCGGAAUCAAGUCUCGUGGGGUUUACGAGACUCCCGGAGGCACCCUGCUUCGAGCGGCGCACAUGGACUUGGAAGGCAUUUGCAUGGACCGCGAGGUCAAGCGCAUCACCGAGGGCAUGUCGAACGAAUUCGCCCGAUUGUGCUACAACGGAUUCUGGUUCGCGCCAGAGAUGGAAUUGAUCCGCCACUCGCUCGACUACAGCCAGCGCGACGUCGUCGGAGAGGUCGAGAUCGAGCUCUACAAGGGCAACUGCACCAUCAAGGGACGAACCAGCCCAAACGCCUUGUACAACGCCGAUCUUGCCUCUAUGGACAUCGAGGGUGGAGGUGACGCCUUUGAUUACAACCCCGCCGAUGCCCAGGGAUUCAUCCGCAUCAAUGCCGUCCGUCUCAAGACCUACGCCGCCCUCCGAGCAAAGGAUUCUGCUUAGAAAAUGUAAUCUAUACAAAAGGACAACGAGUUUAAGCAUUUGUGACAUCGUUCCGCCUUCGUUUCGCCGUUGUAAUUUCUGUAGUAUUGAGUAGAACCAUGGUCGCUCACAAAAAAGAAAGAAACGAGGACCAACUUUGAAAAACCUGUUUCUCUUGCAGUUGAUGCCAAAAAAGGGUACAUUACGUU
Pseudo-nitzschia multistriata is the source of this 2498-nucleotide messenger RNA. The record is from the annotation of a GenBank genome assembly. Lineage: Eukaryota; Bacillariophyta; Bacillariophyceae; Bacillariales; Bacillariaceae.